AUGGCUAUAGACGAAUACCCACUCUACACACCGAUGCCCUCGCUCGGCCACGAGCUAGGACUAAUGUUCGGCUUCCUCUCUCUCUGUAUAGUGGCUAUGGUUGCAUAUAUUGCUCUCUGGCGUGUAUCCCAAACCCGCAUACACGCCCAAGACGUCGCCCGUCGCAAAGCAUACCGCGACAAGAACCCAACCCAGACACCCCUAGGAACAACAACUUCCGUAACAGCAGGUCCACUCCCAAGUCUCAGCAAAGCGAUAAAACCCAACACAGCCGUGCAGGAGAAAAUGCUCGACCGUAUCGGUAUGCCUGUGGACCGUGCCGAGCUUCCUGUCCACGGGAUGGAGACGUACGCGGCUGGGAAGUGGAAUUCGAAAACCCACAUCAAGUGUCCGUUUAGUCGGACUAUGCCGCUUAGUCCUGCUAGUCCUGCUAGUCCGGAGGGGAUCACGCUAGAGUCUAUUGUUGGGGUGGUAUUGGAGGAGAGAAGUUCGAGUCGGAGUCGUUUACAUGUUGAUGAGUUUCGGUCGGCGAGUCCGGCGAGGAGGUUUGGGAGUGGGAUUGGUCCUGCUGUUGAGAUUGGGCCUGCGCCUAGUCGGGAGUAG
This is a messenger RNA of Penicillium griseofulvum, 603 nucleotides long. RefSeq lists its product as uncharacterized. Bases 1 to 603 code for a protein of 200 amino acids. NCBI's taxonomy places the organism in Eukaryota, Fungi, Ascomycota, Eurotiomycetes, Eurotiales, Aspergillaceae. The transcript has 2 exons. The record is from RefSeq and is a predicted model, not a curated record.